Messenger RNA from Branchiostoma belcheri (Belcher's lancelet), 978 nucleotides. Its product is annotated as phosphatidyl-N-methylethanolamine N-methyltransferase-like. The transcript is spliced from 3 exons. The record is from RefSeq and is a predicted model, not a curated record. The coding region runs from base 200 to 787 and encodes 195 amino acids. Gene Ontology annotation, molecular function: phosphatidylethanolamine N-methyltransferase activity. Gene Ontology annotation, biological process: phosphatidylcholine biosynthetic process. NCBI's taxonomy places the organism in Eukaryota, Metazoa, Chordata, Leptocardii, Amphioxiformes, Branchiostomatidae.
ACCAUCUACCGGAAGAAAACGGCACUGCAGAUAGGGGUCAAAGGACAACAGCUGUAGCGCCAAACCAAACUCUGGCACCAGGAUCCGCAUUGCUCAACAACCUUUGUACUUUAUCAGGCGAUCGUCCAUUUUCACACUGGACCUAGACCUAAGAGACUGCUGUGGAGCGGCACUUCGACUGGACUGGGCACAAGCAGACAUGUCUUUCCUGACGGACUACCUUCGUCUGGACGAUCCGAACUUCCUGAUAACGGCAGUUCUGAUCAUGUUCAGCCCGACCUACUGGAACCUCGUGGCUAGGUCAGAGUAUCGUACUCACUGGGUCACCCGUCUCUUCCGGUCAGCCCGUGUUGGCUGUAGUGUCCUGGCGGUCAGCAUCAUGUUGUUGGGUCUGCACAGGGACUGGUGGUUCCAGCAGACGCUAUACAGUCAGCCCAAAGCCUCCGCCUUACAGCUACCUGUCCUAGGGUAUGCUGUCAUUGCCAUAGGAGCAUUGUUGGUCCUGAGCAGUUUCUGGGCACUCGGCUGGUAUGGCACGUUUCUCGGAGACUACUUCGGAAUGCUCAUGGACGAACCAGUGACCAGCUUUCCCUUCAACCUGGUGUCAGACCCCAUGUACGUGGGCACUACCAUGAAUUUUGCGGGGGUGGCCCUGCUGGAGGGGAGCGUAGCUGGGCUGGUCCUAGCUGCACUUGUAGGGCUCUGCUACAAGGUGGCGCUGUUAUUUGAGGGGCCUUUUACAGAAGAGAUUUACAGAAAGCGUGAUGCUGACAAGAGGAAAGUCUAACCUACAUUCCGAAAUCAAAAACUUCACUCCAGAUGUCAACUUCUCAGAAACUCAUUGAUUCAGUCACACUCAUUGACUUCUCAAAACUAAUUGACUUUUAAACUAAUUGACUUUUUAAGAAAAACUAGAGGUCACACAUUCCUCUCUUUCAGCCAGUGCCAGUAAGUUAUUUCUAGCAUUAGUAUGUGAAG